Messenger RNA from Klebsormidium nitens, 4293 nucleotides. The record is from the annotation of a GenBank genome assembly. Lineage: Eukaryota; Viridiplantae; Streptophyta; Klebsormidiophyceae; Klebsormidiales; Klebsormidiaceae.
UCGGUAGACGGAUUUUGAUUGUCACAGUCACAACGGCACAAACCGGCAAAACAGCGCGAAGAACCGUUCAUGAACGUUGAGCUGAACUUAAUUACACCGCUUGUUUGAGAGAUGUUGAUCAUCCGCUGUGGAGAGCUCAAAUCAACUGCAUCAGAAGUGCUCCUUGGCCUUGUGCUUCAAUAUGGUGGCAAUUCUGCAACUUUUGGCAAUUCUAGAAAGGUGUGGGACCUUUUAUCCCAUUUGACCAUACCUCUGGUUCUAUCUUCGGUCUGUGGUUUGAAGGAUUAGCUUCGACCGGCGGUGGCUGGCGCCAGGGUUCACGCACUUUGUGCAGAACCUGAGGUGUAGAAAAGGACGCAUGUUCGGCCUGCUCUGUGAGGACAAUGGAUACAAAGGACGAUGUCAAGCCCGCAGCAGGGACCACCGGUCGUCCCGAUGUGGACCGAGCGGCAGGGUAUACCACCGGCCAGCUUGAUACUGGCACACGUCCCUCAACUUCGGGCCGCCCCCCCCUCCCUUCUGGGGGUUCAGGUCGCAGGGCCCCAAACCUGGCUCGCGCUCGGCCCCCCAAAGCAGAAGAAAAAGUCAAACCAGACCCUGGACGGGUUCCCGAAUCAGCCGCAGCCGCUGCGGGCGGGGUGCACCCUGGGAAAGUGAUAGAUGGAUCUGAGGACAGCAAAGCGGACGUCAAGAGUGGUGUGGAUGCCAAGUUGGCGGCCCAAGACGUGCGGGCAGCUUCGGACAAGGAGCUGGAGAGAGUGCUAUACGAUCCGCAGAAGCUGACGCAGCCAAUUAAGAGCGCAGUGGACAAGUUCGAGCUGCUGCCGGCCUUUCUCAAGGUUCGCGGUCUGGUGAAGCAGCACAUUGACUCGUUCAACUACCUGAUCAACUGCGAGCUCAAGAACAUCAUCCGCGCCAAGGCCAACGUCAAAGUCACCUGCGACACCGACCCCAACUUCUUCCUGCGCUACACCGACAUCUAUGUCGGGAAGCCCUGCAUCGAAGUGGACCUCAUCCAAGAGGGCAUCACUCCUCAGAAGUGCCGGCUGCGCGACAUGACGUACGCUGCGCCCAUCAGCGUGGAUGUCGAGUACACACGUGGGAAGGAACUAGUGGUGCGGAAAGGGAAGGGCGGGCAGGGCGCGAUUGUGAUCGGGAGGAUGCCACUUAUGCUGAGGAGCAGCCGAUGCGUGCUGAAGGACAAAAACGAGGAGGAGCUGGCGGAACUAGGGGAGUGUCCGCUGGACCCCGGUGGAUACUUCGUGGUACGUGGUACAGAGAAGGUAAUUCUGAUCCAGGAGCAGCUGUCCAAGAAUCGCAUCAUCAUCGAUACGGACAACAACGGCAACGUCAUGGCCAGCGUCACGAGCAGCACGCACGAGCGCAAGAGCAAGACCAACAUCAUCGUCAAAAAUACCAGGAUCUUCCUGCGGCACAACACGUUCGGGGACGAGGUCCCGAUCGUGGUCGUUCUGAAAGCGAUGGGCAUGGCGAGCGACCAGGAGAUUGUGCAGAUGGUGGGAAUGGACCCCGUCUACGCGGAUCUGCUGGCGCCCUCCAUUCAGGAGUGCGCUGCUCUGGGCAUAUUCACACAGCAGCAGGCGCUCGAGUACUGCGGGGCCAAGGUCAAGACGGGGCGCCAGAUGUGGGUCAAGACGAAGCGGCACAAGGUGGACGAGGCCCGCGACAUCCUUUCAAACGUGGUGCUCGCCCACGUGCCGGUGAACCGGUUCGACUUCAAGGGCAAGUGCAUCUACAUCGGUGUCAUGAUCCGGCGCAUGCUGGAGGCGAUUCUGAACAAGGACGCCGUCGAUGACAAGGACUACUACGGCAACAAGCGGCUGGAGCUUGCCGGACAGCUGCUUUCCCUGCUGUUCGAGGACCUGUUCAAGCGCAUGAACAGCGACCUGCGCAAGGAGACGGAUAAGGCGCUGUCCAAGGCCAACCGGUCGACGCUCUUCGACGUCGUCAAGUGCAUAAAGCCGGACACGAUCACUAAAGGCCUGGAGCACGCGAUCUCGAGCGGCAACUGGACCGUCAAGCGGUUCCGUAUGGACAGGAAGGGAGUCACGCAGGUGCUGUCCCGGCUGUCCUUCAUCGCGGCCCUGGGCCACAUGACGAGGAUCACGUCCCAGUUUGAAAAGACGCGGAAAGUCAGCGGACCCCGCGCUCUGCAACCCAGCCAGUGGGGCAUGCUUUGUCCGUCCGACACUCCCGAAGGCGAGGCGUGCGGCCUGGUGAAGAACCUGGCGCUCAUGACGCACGUGACCACCGACGAAGAGGAAGGACCCAUCGUUAGGCUGGCUUCAACGCUGGGGGUGGAAGAGCUGGCGCUGCUGUCCGGCGCGGAGCUCCACGCGCCCAGCAGCUACCUCGUCUUCCUCAACGGAAGCAUCUUAGGUGUACAUAGAAAACCGCACAAGCUCGCAGAUGCCAUUCGGAGGCUCCGGCGUGCGGGUAGAGUAGGAGAGUUCGUGUCCGUCCAUGUACAUACCGGACAGAAGUGCGUCUACAUCGCGUCGGACGGCGGCCGCGUGUGCCGCCCGCUCGUGAUUGCGGACAAGGGGGUUUCGCGCGUCAAGGCGCACCAUAUGGAGGAGUUACGGGAGGGGUAUCGCACGUUUGACGACUUUUUGAGGGAGGGGCUGGUGGAGUAUCUCGACGUGAACGAGGAGAAUAACAGUCUGAUUGCCAUGUACGAAUGCGACGCCGGCCCAGACAACACCCACAUCGAGAUCGAGCCGUUCACAAUCCUGGGGGUCUGCGCCGGGCUGAUUCCAUACCCCCACCACAACCAGUCUCCGCGAAACACGUACCAGUGCGCUAUGGGCAAGCAGGCGAUGGGCAACAUAGCGUAUAACCAGCUGUACCGGAUGGAUACGCUAUUGUACCUCCUGGUAUACCCGCAGAGGCCGUUGCUGACCACCAAGACGAUCGGCCUGAUUGGCUUCGACAAGCUAGGUGCGGGGCAGAACGCCACCGUGGCCGUCAUGAGCUACAGCGGGUACGACAUCGAAGACGCGAUCGUGAUGAACAAGGCGUCCCUCGACCGCGGGUUCGGCCGGUGCAUCGUCAUCCGCCGCUAUGCAACGUCCCUCCGAAAAUACGCGAACCGCACGCAGGAUCGGAUCGUCGCGCCCCCGGGGGGAUCCCUCGGCGCGAGCCAACGGUACGCGCUGCUCGACGCCGACGGGAUCGCGGCGGCCGGAGAAAUGAUUCGCCCGGGUGACGUGUACGUGAAUAAGCAGAGCCCGAAGAACACGCGCGAGAUGGACGUGCCGAACCCCGCCAACCUGCCGGACAGCUUCUUCAAGGCCACCCCCCAAACGUACAAAGGCCCCGCCGGCGAGACCGCUGUCGUGGACAAGGUGCUGAUCACCAGCAACGACGAGAACCAGUUCGUCGUCAAGGCCUUAGUUCGCCACACGCGGCGCCCGGAAGUGGGCGACAAGUUUUCGAGCCGGCACGGGCAGAAGGGCGUGUGCGGGACGAUCGUGCAACAGGAGGACUUUCCGUUCUCGGAGCGAGGGAUCUGCCCCGACCUCAUUAUGAACCCGCACGGCUUCCCCAGCCGCAUGACUGUCGGCAAAAUGAUCGAGCUCCUGGGCUCUAAGGCGGGCGUCUGCAGCGGCCGGUUUCACUACGGCACCGCGUUCGGUGAACCGAGCGGUCACGCCGACACCGUCGAAGCGAUUAGCGCGACUCUGGUGCAGCACGGGUUUAGUUACAGCGGCAAGGACUUCCUCUACUCGGGGAUCAGCGGGGAGCCGCUCCAGGCGUACAUAUUCAUGGGGCCGGUGUAUUACCAGAAGCUGAAGCAUAUGGUUCUCGAUAAGAUGCACGCGCGCGCAAAGGGCCCCCGUGUCGUCCUCACGAGACAACCGACCGAGGGGCGCAGCCGCGACGGCGGGCUCCGGCUGGGGGAGAUGGAGCGCGACUGCCUCAUAGCUUAUGGGGCGAGCAUGAUGAUCUUGGAGCGGCUUAUGAUCUCCAGCGAUCAGUUCGAGGUGCAAGUGUGCACGAAAUGCGGGUUGCUAGGGUACUUCGACAAGAAGCUGAAAGCCGGCUUCUGCUCGUACUGUAAGAAUAGCCAGAAUAUAGCCACGAUGAAGCUGCCGUACGCGUGUAAGCUGCUGUUCCAAGAGCUGCAGUCGAUGAACAUCGUGCCAAGGCUAAACCUGACAGAAGCGUGAAGAAAAGCUAUGUCAUCGAGUAGCUUCGUAUCUGUGUCAAGCACGCGCGGAGGAUCUCAGGAUUUCAGUUUCUUGAUCAUCUUGCUCUAUAUUCUUGAGU